ACGAGAUCGAUUUCCCUGAUCUAUACGCUAAAACUGUCUCGUACAGUGACAGGUCGACUCCACAAAGAUAUUCUCACCGUGCCUCAAACCAGCAGGCUGAGGGUACUGCCUUAGUCUAACCUUUAACAGCUUUAAGGCUCAAUGACAUAUUUACUGGCUGAUGUUUGUAUCAACUGUGUUGCUCUGCAGGUUUCUGGGAGAUUGAUGUGCACUUUGUACACGCUUCUCCACUAAUAGCCUUGGCUUGGAAGAGGUUUAUUGGCUGUGAUCCUGUAUCACUACAUGAAUGAUCUGAGCUGCUCUUUUCCCCUUACCUUCAGGCACUUUGGAGAUCAGCUUAAACUACACCAACAGUCGUUUCCUUGUAUAAUUUCAUGCUUCAAAGUGUGUAAGAUAGCAAAGGAAAAAAGCUUUUCAUGUGUUCAAAGGUUUUCUUCUUUAUGCGCAGUGACUUGUUCAGCAUGCCUGCUAUCAUGAGCGUUGUGCUGCUCGUGAUCAUUUGAAAGGCAUCGUUUUGGUGAAGGGCACGAAACAUAUCGAUGUUUAUUAAUGAUAUCUGAGUGAAUAUGAUGGUCGGUACUGGUGACGUGUUUUCUUUGGUGGUCAAAUACAAAACCCGUACAUAAAACGUAAACAAGCAUAUUAUAUGAGCCAUAAUAGCCAACGCCGCUGCAGGCCGUUCAUUGGUCCGCAGCCUCGACCCAAUCGGCGAUGACGUUAGGUAUCCUGGCGUUACGGCUGAUUGGUCGACCCUCCUUCUCUGAGUAGCAGCUCAGUGAGCAGCGCAGAGGAGACGAGAGGCGGAGGAGGAGACAUCAGCGCUGCGUUCUCCCCAUGCUCCGUCCCGGGCCGCUGUCCUCGUGCUCUCUCUGUCCCCGAGGCCUGUCUGUAUAAGUGUGUGUGUGUCAUAUUUAUUUCGUUUGCUUAUUAUUAUUAGCAUUAUUAUUAUUAUUAUUGAGCCAGACAAAGAGCGAUGGACCACCUUCUCUGCCUCGAGUCGGACAAAGUGGUGCGGGCCCCGCCGGACCCCAACAUCUUCUACGAUGACCGGGUCCUGCAAAGCCUGCUGAUGGUGGAGGAACGCUUCCUCCCGCAGUCCUCCUACUUCCAGGUCGUGCCGGAGGACAUCAAGCCCUACAUGAGGAGGAUGGUGGCCGACUGGAUGCACGAGGUGUGUGAAGAGGAGAGCUCCAACGAGGAUGUGUUCCCCAUGGCCAUUAGCUAUCUGGACCGCUUCCUGGCCAUUGAGCCCACCAAGAAGGGCUACCUGCAGCUGCUGGGCGCCGUCUGCCUCUUCAUCGCCUCCAAGCUCAAGGACUGCCGGACGCUGUUGGCGGAGAAGCUCUGUGGCUACACGGACAACUCCAUCAGCCCGCGGGAACUACUGGACUGGGAACUGGUGGUUCUCGGAAAGCUGCGGUGGAACAUUGCGACGGUCAUCCCAAACGACUUCAUCGAGCACAUCAUGCACCGGCUGCCACUCCCCAAGGACAAGCUGCCUCUCAUCCGCAGGCACACGCAGACCUUCAUCGCCCUCUGUGCUACAGACUUCAGCCUGGCCCACCCCCCCUCCAUGAUCGCCACGGGCAGCGUGGGCGCUGCCAUCUGCGGCAUGCAGCACGAACUCGCCGACCAGGCCCUGCAUCGGGACCACCUCAACGUCCUGCUGGGCAAGAUCACCAACACCGAGGUGGACUGCCUGCGGGAAUGCCAGGAGCAGAUAGAGAGGGUCCUGGUCAGCAGCCUCCGGGAGGGCCUGAGCAAAGGGCCCCACAAGGGCCACUACACCGGGGAAAAUACCCGGGAGCAGCAGGACCUAUCCAGCACCCCCACCGACGUCCGCGACGUUCAACCUUGAACUCGCACCCACCAGCCCCUCCAACACCACCCCCACCCUCUCCCCCCCAACACCACCGCCCCAACUGACGUCUGCGAUGUCAACCUAUGAACUCACCUCCUCCCCCACCUGCACCCUGUCACCCUGCCACCAUCGGCUAGAGGAUGAGCGGAAUGGAGCAUGUUCUGUUAACCAAUGAGCUGCCAGUCUGGAGUCCCAGUAAGGGGGGCCUCCUGUGAUUGGGGCGUGUUUAACCGUGUUAGCUUUCCGUGGAUAUUCCAAGUCACUUAACGCUGAUUUAAAUAUCGGAUUCUAUUUCCCCCCUUUCUACACCCUGGUGAUAUGAUGACUUUUUAUAUAGGUCAUCUAUAAUAAACACGGCUCUUCGAAAAGCUGCAUGGAAAUCGUACAAAACUUGAUAGUGCCUUUAGGUUCUCAAACCAGAAAUCUAAAUAUAUUUCCUACUUGAAUAAUAAUUACCAUAUAUAAUUACAUUACUAUGUUACAAUUUUUUUUCCAUAGAAUCUAGAGAAAAACAUAACGUAAUCAAUUAAGUCUAUAUGGUUGUCUUGCGAGCAAUUUCUGCCGUACAGGAAACCAGUUUAAUAUGCUGUCAACUAUUUGCUGAUCCUACGCGUAUACUUGUAUACAAGCUAGCUAAUGGCAGCAAAGGCAUUGGCUAGCUGCUCAGCUAAUGGAGAAGCGCUAUCUACCUGCUUCGCUAACACAGUGGAAGCGCUAGCUCUCUGCCUUUCCCCUGUCUGCUGCACAUAUUGUACAUGUGUAGUUAGGGCAACCCUUAUAUUUAUGCUCAUUUUUGCUGGCCAAGAGUGGGCUGGGCCCGCUUCAGGAGAGGGGAACGAAGACUCCGCAGCCCCAAUUAAUAUUUGGUAUAUUUCCAUAUGGCUACGUUCGACUUGCUAGGUUUUGAUGGCGGUGCUCGAUUCGCUAGCGAUCUCCGCAGAUAUUAUGAAUGCAGAAACCUUCGGGAUGUUGGAUGGGAGUCGGGGGGGUCACCCACACGCUGACCUCGUCAAGAUGGCCGAUGCCAUGUCUAAGGUUUUUAGAGGAAGUGCAGGUGAUGUGUUUGAGGUUUAGGUAACGUGGAUGUGGAGUGAAAGAAUUUUAAAAGACAAGUGAGGAGGUUUUAAUGUCGGUAGAGUAGAACUGAGCAGAAGGAAGGAGGGAAUGGAGCGGCCUCUGAUGGCAGAGGACUGGUGAGGGGUUUGUUGAUGAACCAGGGGGAGAAGGUAAACUUAAGCUAUAUAACUUAUAACUUUGAGAGUCACGGGUCAAGUGAGUGGAUCACAGGAACUAGUUUGCAAGUCGCUCGAUGGAAAACCCAGUGGUGCCCUGCGGUGUCAUCGCAGGGUCUCCUGGACCAUUUGACCGUUGAGUUUGCAUUUCACGUGGACAUUUACAAGCGGGUGGGUGGGCGAGAGUUUACGGGUGGGGGGGAUUUGGAUCAAACUUCAUGCACUUUUGAAAUCACACUCCUUGCCAAUGGAAAUGGGAAGGCGGUUAAGGAGAGAUGGGUGGGUAGGGCUCGCAUCCCCCUCCCCCUCCCCCUCUAAACUCCUCCCCCUUUUUUAAGUUAUUUGAUCGAUUCUGGGCUGGAUUCCCAUGCGGGGUAAUGCACUUUGUCUUCAAAGCUAUCCCCUGCUCGGUGAGGAGGUUAGGUUUACCAUUUUAUAGUUGUGUUGAAUAUGGAACCAAAUCAGUUGCAAUGCACAGACCGAUAAUCCAAGUCACGUCUAGACACACGCAUUUAUCUAUAUUUAGAUAUACAUCUUGGUGUGUUUUACUUAACCUUACUUGAAUAUUUGUUUUCCUAAUUCACAGCGAAUCUUUCAGACAGUUCGUUGAAAGUUUUGUGUACAUACUUUGAGCAAAAUUGUGUUAUGGUAAUUUUUUUAGUGUGUUCUUUAAAAAAAUUAAAAAAGUAUAAACUGCUCUGUACUGAGUUACAAAAAAUACUGUCUUGUAAGACGCCUUUUUAUAUGAAAUACAAAGUUGUUCGCCUGUGUUGUAUGUUAUUAGUUUGAAAAAAUAACCUCGAAAACAUUCUGUUUGUCAAUCUUAUGUGCUUUAAAAUGGAAAAUUGUCAAAGCUGUUUUUCCAGUAAUUGUUUUUCAGUGGUUUGAAAGUGAUUUCCCAAAGUGAUACUAUAUAUUAUAUAAUAUAUUCUCGAUAUUCUCUUUUCCUUCUGCUGCUAUUAAGCUCUUCUUCCUAGGCUUGUACCCUGAUGACAUUUCCUGUUUGUGAUCCUCCAGUGUGCUGCUAUAUUAUGGAUUAUGACAUGUAACCGAUUCCUAGCUUUGUGAGUGUCGUGUGUUUGAGUGUGUGUGUGUGUGUGUGUGUGUUGGUGUGGGACUGGAAGCACUCAUGAUUUCAGAUGUUUUGGAAAAAAAACUAGAAAAAAAAGCAUGUUUAUUCUCUUCAUGUGUAACUUUUGUGUUUUAUAGUCGAUCAUAUUCUCGCUGCUUCUUGUCAUGUGUGUGUACCUCAGGUUCUUAACGCAGAAUGAGUGAGGUUCCCCAUCCUGAAUUACCUCAUCACAACUCUGACCAAUAACAAGCCUCUGUCCACCAGCUUCCCACUUUCUCUGGAAAUUCCCCAAUUGUCACUAUUCCCUUUGGUCUGCUCAAAUUGAAUCUCUCCAUCAAUGGUGCUAAAUUACAGAUGGGCUUUACCACACAUUUAAAUGUACAAUAUCUAAUUUAAGAUCUACAUUAUGUUGUUUGCCUACUUUGAGAUUUCCCGUACCCUUGUUUCAGUCCGUUUUGAGGUACUGGGCCAUCUGUAGACACCAGAGAGUGGUGCUGUAGUUUAUCAAUGCUCACUUUAGGAAUGGGAUCAUGUCAUAACACAUGAUCCAAUCCCUAAAGUGACAGUCAUACAUGUAUGACUCCCCUCACCAAACAGUGGGAGACCAUCAUGCAACUCAGUUGUUUCCGGUCCAAAAUAUCUGCUCAAUAAAUUGGCUAAAACUUA
This is a messenger RNA of Gadus morhua (Atlantic cod), 4831 nucleotides long. RefSeq names its product cyclin D2, b (gene ccnd2b). The record is from RefSeq and is a predicted model, not a curated record. NCBI's taxonomy places the organism in Eukaryota, Metazoa, Chordata, Actinopteri, Gadiformes, Gadidae.